UUUGAUUAUCGUGCAUCAAAAUAUGACUCAAAAUCAAAUUAAUAAGCCAAGCCAUGUAUUCGAACAUUUUGACGGUCAAAAGUUUACCGUCCGCGGCACUAGGAAAAGAAUUUCUUAUGGCGAAAAGAGUCAUAGGUCAGGGGCACUCCAUUUAAAGACGGAAACUAAUAGGAUGAGUAUGAGUUCUAUAUCCUUUAAGCCAUCCGAAAUGUCGCGCGCCUCUCAUCGGCACUCACAGGUAAAUUUCAAGACGAGUUUUCAUGAAAAGCAACUCGACACAACGCUUACUAAGCAUGGCACCAAAAUGUCGAAGUCCACAUACUUGGAUGAGGAGUACUGGGCGGAACGAGAUAAAAGUUUUAAUGAUGAAGCUGAUAUUAGCGAGCACCCCAGCUAUUCGAUUAAAAAUGUUGCCUAUAAUCUUGAGUGUGAAAUGCUUUAUUUGAAGGCUAAGGAAAAAUACGAUUCACAGUUCUUCCGUGAGGUGCAGUAUAUAAUUAAAUCAAACAAAAAAACAUCAGAUCAGUACUUUACUAAGCGAAUCCUUUCGUACACUACGCUCUGGCCACCCUUGCAUACAAAAUCCGAACUAGACAUUUUUAAAAGAAGAUUUUUUCAACUGACUCCGGCUGAACGAAAUCGCGUGGAUUACUUAAUGGCCACUGAUUUAAGUGAUAUUUAAUUGCAAUUCUAAAUAUGUUGGGAUGCCAUUUUAAAAAUGUUUCUCACAUAACUCUGCUUGCAAUUAAAUAUUCAAAUAAA
Drosophila innubila is the source of this 762-nucleotide messenger RNA. RefSeq lists its product as uncharacterized. The record is from RefSeq and is a predicted model, not a curated record. Bases 23 to 682 code for a protein of 219 amino acids. The transcript is spliced from 3 exons. Lineage: Eukaryota; Metazoa; Arthropoda; Insecta; Diptera; Drosophilidae.